UGGCUCACUCAGUCGGACGCUGCAGAAGCCUAUAACCCUGGGUUGUGGUAAACAUCUCAGAUGUUUUUCCGUGAGAAGGUUGCAAUGGACAGCUUUCUACGGGACAGGAUGACGAUGGUUUUAUCUGGUGCAAUUUGAUAACGGCCGUCAAAUGGGAUUUUCGUAGGAAUUAAGGACCCUGAUGUUGCUUAAAAUCGUCAGGUUGGUGAUUCCAAGGGAACCAUGUCAACACCACUGUGUCAUCUGCCCAUGUCUGCCAUUUUCUUUCUGCUUGACUCAAAACACCAACAUCCUCCACCACCUGCCAAGUAGUGAUGGGGAGAUCCUGCAGCAAAUCUUGCUAGCUGAAGGCGUGAGAGUCAACAAAACUAGCGGCCUUCGAGCUCAGAAUCACAUGCUGGCAGAGCACAAGUGUUUGCGAGAUAAACAGAGGCAGCAACACUGAUAAGCCAAUGCAGAAACCAUAUGGCCAUAUUUUCUCAAUUUUAUUGGGCCUGACUUGCAGCCUGAAUGAAAUGUGUAUAUUAUAGUGUCAGAAAUGCAGUGAUUGGACUUUUAAACCUACACUUGUAAAUUCAGCCAGCUCAACAACCACAAAACAGAAUGGCUUCCGGUGACCACAAAGAGACAGGGAAUGAACUGGCAGAACACCUUCAAAUGGAUCAUGAGUUAUUGAGUCAAAAUCAGUACCCUGCUGGGAGUAACUUCAAGUCCAAAAGUUUGCCCACUCUAAAUGACCAGCAUAGCAAGGCCUUGUUGACCAAGUCUUUGCAGCAACAGGUGUCAAUAACGGAGGAGAAGAGUACUGAAUUCAUCCAACUCCCACAGAGGAUCAACCUGAACCAACCUUUACCUGAAUCGCCCACCAGGACUAAUGUUAACUAUUCCCCUUCCAAGUCUAGUGUGGUGGGGAUGAGUCUUCCAUUUAACACAGAGACGCAGGUCAGCAAACCCAGGCGUAAAAAUGCCUCAAGACUACCCCUGAUGCGUUUACCCACUAGGAAAUACAUGAGUGUGAUUCUCGAAGACUCUCGCUGUUUUUUAUGUUGCAUGUGUUACCUGACAUUUAUCCAGUCACUGAUGGUGUCUGGCUACCUUAGCAGUGUCAUCACCACCAUAGAGAAGAGGUACAGCCUCCGGAGCUCUGAGUCUGGUCUGCUCGUCAGCUGCUUUGACAUAGGCAGUCUGCUAGUGGUGGUCUUCAUCAGUUACUUCGGAGGCCGAGGGCAAAGGCCCAGAUGGUUGGCCGUGGGUGCAGUGUUUAUAGCCGUCGGCGCAGCACUCUUCUCCUUGCCUCACUUCAUCUCCCCUCCGUACCAAAUCCUGGAGGUGAACUCCUCACGGGGCAAUGAAGGCCUGUGUAUGAACCACAACGGCAGUGGCAAGGACUUCCUGGAUUUGUCCUCCUGCCCUAGAGACCAAGAGGGUAAUGAACACAACCUGUACGUGGCCCUAUUCAUCAUAGCACAGAUCCUGGUGGGUAUGGGGUCGACACCCAUCUACACCCUGGGACCCACCUACCUGGACGACAACGUCAAGAAAGAGAACGCCUCACUUUAUCUUGCUGUCAUGUAUGUGAUGGGAGCCCUGGGUCCGGCUGCUGGGUACCUGCUAGGAGGAGUUCUCAUCGGCUUCUACGUAGACCCCAAGACUGUGGUCAACAUAGAUCAGAGCGACCCUCGUUUUAUUGGCAACUGGUGGAGCGGAUUCCUGCUCUGUUCUGUCGCUAUGCUGCUGGUCAUCUUCCCCAUGUUCACCUUCCCCAAAAAGCUGCCUCCCAGAAACAAGAAGAAGAAGAAGAGGAAAAAGAUCAGCCUGGACAACGUGUCCAGUGAGGAUGAGAUCACCAAGGAGAAGACCAACAGCAAGAGCCAGACGGUUACAUCGUCCAUGGGCUUUGGGAAAGACAUCAAAGAGCUGCCUAAGGCUGCAGUGAGGAUCCUGAGUAAUGUCACCUUCCUGUUUGUGAGCCUGUCCUACACUGCAGAGAGCGCCAUCGUCACCGCCUUCAUCACCUUCAUACCAAAGUUCAUAGAGUCGCAAUUCGGCAUCCCAGCGUCCAGCGCUAGUAUCUACACAGGUGUGAUCAUCGUGCCCAGUGCUGGGGUGGGGAUAGUCCUGGGGGGCUACAUCAUUAAGAAGCUGAAGUUGGGAGCCAGAGAGUCGGCCAAGCUGGCCAUGAUCUGUAGUGGGGUCUCUCUGCUCUGCUUCUCUACUCUGUUCAUAGUGGGAUGUGAGAGCAUCAACCUGGGAGGCAUCAACAUUCCAUACACCACCGGUCCUACUCUGACCAUGACCCAUCGUAACCUGACUGGAGGGUGUAACGUGAACUGUGGCUGUAAGAUCCAUGAGUAUGCGCCGGUCUGUGGUUCUGAUGGCAUCACAUACUUUAACCCCUGCCUGGCAGGCUGUAGCAGUGUGGGCAACGACAGCAAAGGAAUCCGGAACUACGCAGACUGUGCGUGUGUCCAGAGCAGACAGGUCAUCACCCCCUCCUCCAACGGCCAGGGCAACCAGCUGCAGCUGGUCAUCGUCAAGACCUACCUGAAUGAGAACGGCUACGCCGUGUCUGGGAAAUGUGACCGCACCUGCAGCACACUCAUCCCCUUCCUCAUCUUCCUCUUCAUCGUCACACUCAUCACCGCCUGCGCUCAGCCCUCCGCCAUUAUCGUCACUCUCAGGUCAGUAGAAGAGCAGGAGAGACCCUUUGCACUCGGGAUGCAGUUUGUUCUCCUCAGGACCCUUGCCUAUAUCCCUACUCCAAUCUACUUUGGGGCGGUGAUCGACACCACCUGUAUGCUGUGGCAGCAGGACUGUGGUGUCCACGGCUCCUGCUGGGAGUAUGACGUCACUUCCUUCCGCUUCGUCUACUUCGGCCUGGCUGCCAGCCUCAAGUUCAUUGGCUUCAUCUUCAUCUUCCUCACCUGGUACUCCAUCAAGUACAAGGAAGAGCGUCUGGAGCGCUGGCUGAAACACCUCUCGCCCAUGGACACGGUCAGCGACCUCAUCUGCCACGCCGGGGGUCACAAGGGACACGCCCGUACCCGCUCCUGUCCCGUAAAUAUACCACGCAACGAACCUCCCAUCAUCCCCAUCCUCAACAGGGGCCUCAGCAGCCAGAGCUGCCCGGGAAACAGCCUGAAGAGCCUGAAAGCAAUAACCCCGCCGGCCCCUCGCCCUCCCACUCGCUCUCUGGAACAGGUGUCUGCCCGUAUCUGAGUGCUGGGUGUUGUUUCCAACCAUCUCCAGCCCUCCCUGCUAGCCACAGUCUGCAAUGUGUACCUUUCUCAUUCUGGUUCUCACUUGUAUAGUAUUAUAGUGUGUAAACACACACAGGCACUGGAUGUCACUCAAACAGUCAGCGGUUGGUCAAACACGUAUACAGGAAGACACUGGGAUGGGUACCUCGAUUUAGCUAAUCUCCUCUUCCUUCUGCCUAGUAUGUUAGUUAGCUUUUUUUGUUUUCAUCAUGGAAGUGAAUGUUUAUUUCCCUGCAUAUCAUUUCUUUAGAAAAUUGCAAGUGUGAUCUUAAUGAUGGUAUUAUGGGAUGGUGCUAUGUGAAAAUGGCAUGAAUAAUAUCCUUCAUUGCUCAGUUUUAUUGUUAAUUCUGAGACCUCAGCAGGAUGCGGUAAGAAGCUUGGCCGGCUAGCACAACUAAAUCCUGUACUAUGCAAGGUCUCUUUGCCCUAUUAUACAAUGGCUAGCAGUAUUAAAGGCACACAGUGAGUGUUGCCUUCCCUUCCCAUACAAUGUGCAAACGUCAUUCCGCAUUGCCCCAUACCUGCGUGUAAUGAUGACUGGUUGACUUGGAAAGGAUAUUAUUGAAACAUUUGGAAUUGGUACUUCUUCUCCUGUAUUCUGUGGCAACCUCAUAGACAGGCCCACAAAUAUUUCCCUUGUUGUAGUUCAGACAGUUGGCUUGCAUCCUAAAUGGUUCCCUAAUACCUAUAUAGUGCAAUACAUUUGACAAGUGUUCAUAUACCUUUGGUCAAAAGUAGUGCACUACAUGGGGAAUAGGGUGCCAUUUGGCAUACAUACAAUGUUUUAACCAACCAGACCCCCUGCUGGCUCUGGUGGAGAAGUCCAGACCAUUGCUGCUGGUGCCAAAAGACUGCUGUGCUUCCCAUGAUCAGCUAAACCACACACCACUCUUUCACAUAAGUUAUUGUCAGUAUUUUAGUGGCCUGUCAGACUUCACCUCACUUUUGAGCGAAGCCUAGGAGUCUGAGGCUAUCAGUUUAGUUCAGUCUGUCUGUACCACACCAAGCAUGAGUAAAGGGUAUGGAUGUAUAAAUGUAAUGCAUAUACCAGUAGCGCAACUUCUCCCAUGUACUGUGUAACUGAGCCACAUUAUCAUUUUUAAACAAUACUCUUUAGGGAAUUAGUAUAAAGUUCAACUACUCAGUAUGUCUACCAUACAGCAUGUGCUACUGAACCACUGUCGGUGAUAUCAAUCAUGGCUUCUGAGGUUGUUUUGUCUUUUGGUGUAACCCUUUUUUACUAACUCAAACUAAGUCAGACUAAUUGUUUAAACCGUGCUAAGUCGAGCUUAGGGCUGUGAGUUACUAAACUCCCACAGCUCAGUAAUCAAUAAGAUUACAUGGAUGGGGGGGGUCUAAUUUAAGACUACUUUAAGACUUGAUACAGAAGGCCCAUGAGCUGAUUGUUGAAACAUUCAGGUAGCUUGUGGGUGUAACAUGCAAUAUUAAAGUAUGUAUUGCUGUUAGUUUUGCAGGGUGUUUGAGGACACCUGCUGGUCAGAUGUAGUAAGCAAUAUUGUAGAAAGACUAAUUAAACUAGUGUUUUCCAAAGUGAAAUAACGAGGCAAUUAUUUGGUGGAAUAAUCAAAAUGUUCAGUUCAAUCUAACACUUUAAUGUUGGAAGUUAAAUUGUGUUUUUCUAUGUACCUAUGUUGAGUUUGGGCAGUUGGGACAGCACUUACAUGAUACAAUGUGGCAGUUGGGUUAGAGUUAAUAGCAUUAAAAGCUCUGAUUUGAGUGGCCUUUGGGAUAUUAUACUGAACUAAAAUAUAAACGCAACAAAUUAAAAUCAGAUUUAGUCUCAUACUUAUGAGCCCUUAACCAAAAAUGCAAUUCAAGAAAUAGAGUUAAGAAAAUAUUAAGUAAUAUUAAGUAAAAAAUAAAAACAUGCAACAAUUUCAACAAUUUUACUGAGUUACAGUGCAUAUAAGGAAAUUGGUCAACUUAAAUAAAUUCAUUAUGCAUUAAUCUAUGGAUUUAACAUGACUGGGCAGGGGCACAGCCAUGGGUUCGCCUGGGAGGGAAUAGGCCCACCCACUGGGGAGCCAGGCCCAGCCAGUCAGAAUGAGUUUUUCCCCAUGAAAGGGCUUUAUUACAGACCCAUACUCCUCGGUUUCAUCAGCUGCCCGGAUGGCUGGUUUCAGACUAUUCCGCAGGUGUAGAAGCCGAAUGUGGACGUCCUGGGCUGGCGUGGUUACAUGUGGUCUGUGGUUGUGAGGCUGGUCGGAGGUACUGCCAAAUUCUCUAAAAUGACAUUGGAGGCAUCUUAUGGUAGAGAAAUUAACAUUCAAUUCUCUGGCAACAGCUAUGGUGGACAUUCCUGCAGUCAGCAUGUCAAUUGCACGCUCCUUUAACUUGUUAGGCCGGUUGGUCUUUUAUCCCCAGCACAGGGUGCACCUGGGUAAUGAUCAUGCUGUUUAAUCAGCUUCUUGAUAUGCCACAUCUGUAAGGUGGAUAGAUUAUUUUAACAAAGGAGAAAUGCUCACUAACAGGGAUGUAAACAAAUAUGUGCACAACAUUUGAGAGAAGCUUUUUGUGCUUAUGGAACAUUUCUGUGAUGUUAUUUCAGCCCAUGAAACAUGGGACAGACACAUUUACAUGUUGCGUUUUGUAUUUUUGUUCAGUAUAUAAGAUGUUGCCGAUUUUAAUAUGGAAAGUUACCAUAUAUCUUUAUAACUGAAUGAUUAAGUGAUUUUUAAAUGAUUAAACUGACAUUGCAAUGUUAUUCUAGAUGACCAUGUAUCUGCCAAUAGUAGUGACAGACAGGCUAAUUGAUGUAAUCAUUUUCAGUACUCAGUGGAGAAAUACACUAAAGGAUAGAAAUCACAAUUCUUAGUCAAACAUUACGUAUUCUUUCACAUGAAAUGCAGUGUAUGUAGUGCGCAUUUAGGGGCAAAUAUUAUAUUUCUAGCUACAUUUUGAAUCAAGGAUGCUAACUUUAGUGUUAUUGAAUCCAAUGUUAGUGAAAGGCUACAUUAUGUUAUGUUUCAGUGCCUACUUUUCCUACUCAUUGAUUACAGUUGAGAUGGAUUAAUACGUCCGUGUUUAUUUAACCUUUUAUGCCAUUUUUUUUAUUUGGAGAUUCUGAAAUGUUCUUGACUUCAAGUAAUGACACUAAAUGAUAUGGCUGACUGACUGAAUAAUUAGACUCUAGGGAUUUUCGUUUACUUGCUGCCAUCAAUAGACCUUUUCAACCUGUACCUACAGUACCAGGAUGUUUGCUGCAGAAUUCCAGUAAUCUUGUGAUACUCACCCUCAAACCUACUGUUCCUCUGGAGCGAGAAGCUCUCUGUUACCUCCUCGUGUAGUGCUGUCAUUGUAUGUGGCAUAAAACGAGGACUUGACCUGGAUGCUACGAUAGACUAUUUCAGGUAGAUUGUAGUUGCAUCUUCUUUGUCAGUAUUGUAUUUAUUUCAAUUCAAAUGAGUUUUUAAUGACAAGUUAAUGCCUCAAUUAUAUGGUCAACAUAGGAAGAACAUUGUAAAUUGUUUGUGGACACACUGUUUACAAAUGCCUUGGAUACUUGACCUCUGUCAAUAAAAAUGUGAAAAAUAAACCAA
Molecule: messenger RNA, 6820 nt
Organism: Oncorhynchus keta (chum salmon)
Lineage: Eukaryota; Metazoa; Chordata; Actinopteri; Salmoniformes; Salmonidae
Product: solute carrier organic anion transporter family member 5A1-like
Exons: 10
Coding region: 604-3219 (871 amino acids)
Biological process (GO): sodium-independent organic anion transport; transmembrane transport
Cellular component (GO): membrane
Molecular function (GO): protein binding
Source: RefSeq, a predicted model, not a curated record